GGUGUGUCAUUUAUCCUCAUUGGAUUGGCUGCUUACGUUCGGCUGAGUGCCUAUGUAACCAGUAUUGGAAUCGUUGGUGGAAUCAUCGCCUGUGGUGUGUUUCUAGCUGUACUGGCUAUCGUCGGACUCAUUGGGACUGUGCGUCACAGUCAGGCAGUCCUGUUCUUCUACAUCCUCCUUCUAUUCAGUCUGUUUUUGGUCCAAUUUUCGGUGGCUUGCGCAUGCCUUGCACUAAGCACUGCAGAUCAACGAUCCAUUGUGGCCACAGCUUGGGCGAAAAGUCCGGAUGAGGCCAAAAUUGAUAUGAUGCGAGGGCUGCAGUGUUGCGGUUUUCGACGAAGAGAUUUACCUCCAAACGAUCCUAUGGGUCAUCCACCGUGUAAACUGGCUCAGAUUCCAUGUUGCGAGGGUGAACCCAAUCGGCAUGCUCUUUGUUGUCAAGGUCCGACGAAUACACAUUGGACAAACUCGUCAACCUCGAUGUCUCACACGUCUCUGUCCCCCACGGAUUUAUCUGCUUGUCCAUGCACAACCACCUGUUGGUCAGUGGUCGAACAAAAGUUGGAACGUGGAACACGGCUGACCGGCACGGUUAGCCUGUUGUUCAGUGUGGUCGAGGUAAGCGUCGUUUAG
Molecule: messenger RNA, 633 nt
Organism: Echinostoma caproni
Lineage: Eukaryota; Metazoa; Platyhelminthes; Trematoda; Plagiorchiida; Echinostomatidae
Source: the annotation of a GenBank genome assembly